Penicillium manginii is the source of this 1566-nucleotide messenger RNA. Its product is annotated as glycoside hydrolase family 43 protein. Gene Ontology annotation, biological process: carbohydrate metabolic process. Bases 1 to 1566 code for a protein of 521 amino acids. NCBI's taxonomy places the organism in Eukaryota, Fungi, Ascomycota, Eurotiomycetes, Eurotiales, Aspergillaceae. The transcript has 4 exons. Gene Ontology annotation, molecular function: hydrolase activity, hydrolyzing O-glycosyl compounds. The record is from RefSeq and is a predicted model, not a curated record.
AUGAGUUUCACCAACCCCAUAAUUCCGGGGUUCAAUCCCGAUCCCUCUAUUGUUCGAGUUGAUCAAGACUAUUUUUUGGUGACAUCAACCUUUGAAUACUUUCCUGGGGCCCCAAUUUAUCAUAGCCGGGAUCUGAUAAAAUGGAAACUGAUUGGACACGCGUUAACAAGACCGAGCCAACUUCAAAUUCACACCCCGGAACCUGGAGGUGGUGUAUGGGCUACAACAAUUCGCUAUCACAGCGGCGUAUUCUACAUCGUCACGGCUAGCUUCCACCGUUAUCGCCCCCAGCACGACGAUCGGGUCUGGCCCCAAGGAUUUUAUGUCAAAACAAACAAUAUAUGGGAUGAUAGUACCUGGUCGGAUCCUGUUUAUUUUGACCAGGUUGGAUUCGAUCAAGACCUUUUUUGGGACGACGAUGAAACUGUGUACCUUUCAUCCACCUAUCGCAAGCUUAAGCCCACACCUGGGGCUAAACUGAAGGAUUUCGCCAUUCACAUAUGCACCGUUGAUCUUGAAACCGGGCACUCGACGUCCGAGCCAAAAUUGAUUCGCGAGUCUUCUUCCGGGGUUGCAGAAGGCUCUCAUAUUUUUAGAAGGGGCCAAUACUGGUAUCUUUUCACCGCUGAGGGUGGCACCGAGAGCGGACAUUGUGAAUGGGUUAGUCGCAGCGAAAGUGGACCCUUGGGCCCUUGGGUGUUGGGGCCCAAUAAUCCCCUUUGGCGCAAUGGGUUGGAAGACGAAGUACAAAACACAGGACAUGCAGAUCUAGUCGAAGACAGAGAUGGAAAUUGGUGGGCGGUACUCCUUGGUGUUCGACCUGUGAGAAAAGAGGGUGGAUGGGAAGAUUCUGUGCUCGGCCGAGAAUCAUUCCUAGUUCCGGUCUCAUGGGAGAACGACUGGCCAGUGAUAAAUGGAGGAAACAAGAUUACCCUUCAAUCAACCGGUCCGGGUCUUUACCAGCAUAUCGUACCCGUACAGUGGAGAGAUGACUUCUCUAGCCCGAGCAUGCAACUGGGAUGGUACAGGAAGAACACUCCGUUCACAUCCGAUUUCUCACUGACCGAGCGACCUAAUCAUCUGCGGCUUUACGGUGGGCCAUAUGAUCUUGCUGUUCCGGCUUGUCCAACACUAUUCUUACGCAAGCAGACCCAUCUCGUCUGCACGUGGGAGACAAAGUUAUCAUUCAACCCAACCUCAGAGCAUACAGAAGCAGGCACUGUCCUAUGGUGGAAUUAUUUCACGUACACCUGUCUGGGAAUUCGCGCACAAGGGGGGAAGCGAAUUAUCCGAUUUCAGCCAUCAGAGGACAACAUUGUGGAAGAGGAGAUAGACUUGACCUCGGAUGUGAUAUUAACUAUCCAGUGUGGUAGUGAGUAUCGUUUUGGAUAUCGUCAGCAGAAUCUUGCAGAUAUCAGGUGGGUCGGGACUAUCUCCAACAAAGCAGCGACAAAAGCACCUCCCAUUGGAGCCUGUUUCACCGGGAUGAUGUUUGGGCUAUAUGCAUUUGGUGAACGCCAUCGAGUCUUGAGCCCUGCGGAUUUUGAAUAUGCGCAAGUCUCAUAG